Messenger RNA from Baudoinia panamericana UAMH 10762, 261 nucleotides. RefSeq lists its product as uncharacterized. Gene Ontology annotation, biological process: translation. Gene Ontology annotation, cellular component: mitochondrial large ribosomal subunit; ribosome. NCBI's taxonomy places the organism in Eukaryota, Fungi, Ascomycota, Dothideomycetes, Mycosphaerellales, Teratosphaeriaceae. The record is from RefSeq and is a predicted model, not a curated record. The transcript has a single exon. Gene Ontology annotation, molecular function: structural constituent of ribosome. The annotation marks the transcript as partial.
AUCCGCCCAACCUUCCGCGCACAACCAUCAACAGCACCAUCACCCAUUAGCGCAGACACUCCGUCUCCUUCGAGCUUUCAGCCUCUCAGCUCUCUCCUCACAUCACUACUGCAAGUCCGCGGCGCAAAACGCGACACCUUCAACCCCUCCCACCGCGUUCGGAAGCGGCGGCAUGGCUUUCUCGCCCGACUGCGCAGUCGGACGGGCAGGAUGGUGUUGAAGCGGAGGAGGGCUAAGGGGAGGAAUACGUUGAGUCAUUGA